GCGACCAAAAAUUCGGUGCUAGUGCUCAGGAAUCAGCCAGCCGCACAACUCAACUCCAGUGACGCCAAGCCAAGGAGCGCCUCCGUAACCCUCCUUCUAAACCUUUCCUCCCCUGGAAUUCUAGGGUUUCGUGUUCCAUUUGACGAUUUCCCUUCUUCCACACCCAAACUUCCGCACUUCGAACUCUCCUUCCGACAAUGGCGACGUUCCCCGCUCUCGUCUCUCCCUCCCGGACCACUUGCGCCUCCCUCCGCCGCCAAUUGCAGGUCAUAUGGGAUGAAAUUGGGGAGGAGGAUGGGGAUAAGGACAUGAUGCUUCAGGAACUCGAGCAACAGUGCCUUGAUAUCUACCGUAGAAAGGUUGACUCCAGCAGAAAGCACAAAGCUGAGUUGGCUCAGUCAUUGGCUGACGGGGAAACUGAAAUUGCAGACCUGGUUUCUGCUCUUGGGGAAACUGCCUCAUUUCCUCAGAGGGUAAAAGGCUCUUUGAAGCAGCAAUUAUCCGCCCUCAAACCUGCUUUGCAAGACUUGAGACAGAGGAAACAAGCACGAAUGAUCGAGUUUCAUGAGACUCAGUUACAGAUUGCUCAAAUCUGUGCUGAAAUUGAAGGAAAUGAUAUCAACACUGUCCAUCCAACAAUUGAUGAAUGUGAUUCGACUCUGAAGAGGUUGGGCGAACUGAAGUCACACCUCAAGGAACUUCAAACUGAAAAGGCUCUAAAGUUGAAUACCUCCUUGAAUUGUCAUAUUUUUUGUUCUCGUAGUCUCUCUUCAUGUUCAUUAUCUUUCUGUGUCUGAUUUUCAGAAUCUACAUCUACAUAAAGUUAGCAGCUCUAUCGGCAAAAUUCAUGAGCUGUCAGUUGUAAUGUCAAUUGAUGUCUCCAGUACCGUUGCUGAUAUCCAUCCCAGCUUAAGUGACCGUACUCAGUCAAUGAGCAUAAGCAACGGCACACUAGCUCGAUUAACUAAGGUGAUACAAUCAUUAAGGCAAGAGAAGCUGGACAGGCUACGUAAGGUGAUAUUCUGAUGAACAUGUUCAUUUGGAAGCAGACCUUCGAUCCUGGAGACGCCAUCGGGCAGAGAUACUUGGGCUUAUAAAUAAUCCACCUGCUGAUGCUAGGCUUGCAAACCUAUCGACAACUUAUAUGGAUCCAAAGAUGGUAGUAGACACCACAGUUGGUGAUGUUAAUGCAGAUCAAAUAUAUGAGUACAUUUUAUAAACAGGAGAUAUGCUUGCUCACAUGGUAUUUUGCUGAUCAGAAUUCUUGUCUUCUCUG
Messenger RNA from Linum tenue, 1276 nucleotides. Lineage: Eukaryota; Viridiplantae; Streptophyta; Magnoliopsida; Malpighiales; Linaceae. The record is from the annotation of a GenBank genome assembly.